AUGGAUUUAAAAAUUCACGCAAUUCUAAAUUUAUGCUUGAAUUUUUGUUUUUUCUCCUUAUCUCUUAUCUCUCUUUUCUUGAAUUAUUUCUCAAUAUCAAGCUACAAUAUAGGCCUCUACACAAUUUCUUAUACUCUGACAUAUGAAGAUAUUGAAGAUCUCAGUGUUUACACUCAUUUUGAAAAUUUCAAAAAUAAAGCAUGCCAAGCUACCCAGGACGAAGACGUCCAGUUCAUAUGCAGCAAUAUUCAGAAUAUCGAAACAGCUGGAAUCUUAUAUUUCCUUCUAACAAUGAUGUCAUUGAUUUCUCUUUUUCUCACUUUAAUGAAUCUCAUUAUUGCUGAUGCCUGAUUAUAGAUAGAAGGGAUACUUUUUUACGGUUCGAAAAAUUUAUACAUUAAAACAAUCGUUUAAAGCCGACUUUGUGGAUAAAUUACAGUAGCGCGUAUCAAUUUUUCGACAUAAUUAAAUAGGAAAUUUUUAUUUUAGCUGUCUAUUAAGAACUAAACUAGUGAAAUAGAAUAUACGAAACAGUGGGAAGUAUUUUAAGCAGCAUUUGGUCAAAUCGAAUAAAAGAAAUGCUUCGAGUCGCCUUUGUAAAUUAUCAUUUAGUCAAUCAAUGCAAAUAUAAGAAAAGCAUGAUAAAUACAUUUGAUUCUGAAUUGUAAAAGUCUAUAUUGGUCGGCUGAAAGAAUUAUUAAAAGGAGAUAGUGUAAAAUAAAGUUUUUGAUUUUCACUUAAAGCCAUAUUUAAUUUUUUAAGACCCUUAUAUAUCAAAUAGAGAUUUUAAUAGCUAUAUAAAUUUAUUUAUAAAAUAAACAAGUAUGCAAUUUUUAUAUUAAGCCCACUUUUAAAAAUAGCUCAUUUAAUUGUCAAAAUGGUUUACACUUGCCAAAAAAUUUUUUGACUGGCCAUUUUUAAUUCCCAUUUUAGGCCAGGCGAUUUUACUGAGAAAUUGCCAUUUUUCAAACAUAAAGAGAGAAGCACUAUUUUAAUUUUAAAAUAUGCCUUCGCUUCAUUUUGCCGAACCUUAAUGCUAGAUAUUAAAAUUUUUUAAAAAUUAUUAAAAAACAAUUAUAUAAAACUUUAUUGAUCUAGUUUAAACUAGGAAUUUUUUAUUAUAAUCUGAUUAUUUCUCUAAAUAGUGCGGAGUCUAGUUUUAGAUGUAUAAGAUAUGAAGCCCAUUAGAACUGUUACAUUUUCAAUGAGGUCAAUCUAUAAAAGUUCAUGAGCUAUACAGCAAUUUCUUCACAUAAGAAAUUUUGGCUUUACCUAAAAUUUCCCCACUUCAUAAACGCUCUUAUCUUUUUUAUCUCAGUCGCAAGCUACCUUAUUAUCAGCAAAAUCACCACUUUAGACUCAGAAAAGGUACAAAUUGAUUCAGGAAUCAAAAUUUUUUAUAUAAUUGCAAUAGUCGCUGUUUUAACAUUAAUCCACUAUAUUUUCCUCAAAAAAUUCAAAAAUAUUGACCAGCUUUAUAAUGACGCUUAUUCAGCCCAAGUUGACCUAAAAAGUGGAGACUCCAAACCUUCAGGCGGUAUUUUUAAUAGACAAGGUAUAAAAAGCAAAGUUGGGGAUGAAAUUAUUAUGGAGCCGAACCAGAGGAAGGACAAAGCUGAAGCUUCUGGUGAUGAUUCGUCUAUUGAGAUCGUCAGACUGAGAAAGGACAAUGAUCAAUUGAUUUCUGAGUUAGCCCAGCUGAGAAGAUCUUAUGAAGAAAAUAAGUCAAAAGAUAUGAGCACUGAAGUAAAUUCCUCAAGCUUUGUAGGACUGAUUGACAAAAAAGAAGACGAAACUGGAAAGCUGAGAAAUCUUCUUGAUGUGUUUAGAAAAGAAAUAAUACAGAAAGAUUUAAGGAUUGAUGAGCUAGAGAGAGCGGCUACUGUUAAUAAGCAGGCUAUGGAAUCUUUAAAAGAAAUCAAAGAUGAAAUUUCAAAAAAUUUGAGCGAAACAGAGAAACAAGCUAAUGAAUCAAAUAGAGAAAAAAAUAAAUUAAAAUCAAUUUUAGCCUCAAAAAACGACGAAUAUGAAACUCUUUAUAAAGACUAUAACAAUUUAAGAAAAGAAUUAGUCAUCAUUAAAGAAUCAAAUAAAACCCCAAAUGAGCUAAGCCUAGAAAACCUCAAUGAAGCCCUGCUAAAGCAGAAAUCAGAAAACAGCAGCCUAAAAGACCAAAUACAAAAGUUUGAAAUGAUAAGAGAUGAGCUUGAAAUCAGAAAUCGGGAGCUAAGCCAAGCUUAUGAGGACGCUGUGAGGUCAAAAACUGACUCUUCAUUAGUUAACUAUGACGAAGAAAAACUGCUAGAAAGGAUAAGAGAGCUAGACUCAGCAAUUGAAGAAAACACAACCACAAAUAACAAUCUUCGGAGUCAGAUAAACGAGCUUGAAGCUUCAAGCCAAGAGUAUUUAUUAUUAAAAAAGGCUUAUCAAAAAACAAUAGAAGAGCUAAAAUCAGCCAAUUCUGAAAUUUUAGAUCUUAGUGAAAAAAUAAAAGAAUUCAAAAAAGACGCUGACACCAAAGGCAGAAUCCUCAAAGACUUCGUUACUCAAAAAAAACAAAUCGACGCCUACCAAUCCCAAAUUGAAGCUUUACAAACCCAAGCUGCCCACAACCAGUCUGAAUGGGACAUCCAGCGCAAUGACCUAAACUAUACCAUAACCCAGCUACGGCGAGAAACUGAGCAGCUCCAAAAGCGUCUUAAAUCCCAAGAGGCAAAUCUUUACAAAGAGCUUCAAGACUCUUCUAAUCAAAUUGACAAGCUUAAAGACGAAAAUAAAUUUUUCAAAAAUCAGCUUGAAAUUUCACAAGCUGAAAUCGACAGAAUGAAAAAACUUCAGGAAGCCUUAAAGCAGCAACUUCUCCAAAAAGAAGCAAAAUUUGAAGAAACAAGCCAAGGGGAAAUGAAAAAGUCUAUGAGCAAUGAUAAAAUAAUAAAAAUUCUUUCAGAUCAGAACUCAGAUUUAUCAAACAGCCUGAAGCUGUCACAGCAAAAAAUGAAAGAGGUAAUUGAUGAAAAAGAAGAAAUGAGGAAACAGCUGAAUUCGCAGAGUUUGGAGCUGUCACAAAUUAGUGGGGAAAAUUUAAGCUUGCAUAAGUCGCUGUUUGAGAUGGGAAAAUUCUCGUCAGUUUAUAGCUCAAGAGAAGAAUAUAGUAAUAAUACCAGCUUAAGCAGCUCUAUAAGUGUACAAGAGCUAAUGAUAAUCGAAAGCAUGGCAGAAAUUGACGCCCAGCCAAAUAAACUAAUGGAAAUGGCAGAAAAAAUGAAAAGGGAACCUCCAAUGACUUAUUCAAAUGUAUGGAAAUUACUAGAAAAUUUGAUUGACGAAAAAUGCAAGCUGGAUAAGCUAGAAUUAGCAUUAGGCAGACAGCCAAGGGAUAUGGUGGAUUUCGCUUUAGAUUACAUGUAUUUACAAUUUGGCCUAAAAACAGUCGCCCACAAGCAGCUUAAAGCUUUAAUGAUUUCUCUAGAAGAGCUCUACAAAAUAAGUCACCCCUAUGCUGUCGCUUUCUGCAGAAUGCUUGGAGUCUUCCAUUCUAGGCCUUUACCAAGCCACGUCUGUGUAUUUUUACUAAUGAUUCAUGAGCUUUUUGUCCUUUCUUCUAAUAAAUCUAAGCCAAAAACUGACAGUUUUGCCCAGCACUACGAAAUCCAGCAAUACGGAGGGGAAACUUCUAUUAUUGAUAUAAUGGAGCUUAUAAUGAAAGUAUGCAAAAACGACAGAGAAAUUGGAGAAAGAAUAAUAGCAAGGAUCCAAAAAGAAAAUUUGGACAGAUAUGAUAUGAUUGCUAUAAAAGUGGUCGGGACUAUGGCAAAAAUGGGGAUUUCGCCUGAAAAUAUGUUUGAAAUUUUAGAUUUGGACCAUGGAGAAACAUUGGAUUAUCAUGAAUUUGUGGACUCUAUAAGGAUAAAAUUAAAUAUCUGGAUCACUCAAGAUGAAGCUGAAUUUCUGUGUGGGUCAAUUGACAAUGAAGGCAAAGGGAUAUUCUAGAUAAUAAAAAUAAUAAAAAAAAAUAAUUAUAUAGAAAUUAAUAUUAUUUAUAGGAAAUUGGCUUAAUUUCUCAUGAAGAAUGGCAAGAUAAAAUAGAUUUCGAAAAAUACCUGGAGCUUUCAGACUCCAAAGCCGCCAUGAUCACCAAAUCCCAGCUUUUUAACGCCUUUAUAGACGAAUACGAAUUCGAAAUAAUCCAAGACUACAAUAAACUCAGAAAAAAAAUAAAGCAGACUCGACUAGACCAGCCAAGUUUUAAAGAAAAAGUCCUUGAGCUUGACCCAAAUUAUGAAGAAAUCGAAAUAUCGCGGCUUUAUGAGAUCGCAAGGUCUCAAGAUAACGACAUAAAAGGCCUUGUCAGUGCUGAGACUUUUUGCCUGAUUAUUAUUAAAGAAAAAAUCGGUGGGUAUGGAAUUGGGAUUUUUGGUAAAAAUUAUGUAGAUUGGAAAAGAAUUGACGCAGUUUUACCACGAGCUAGUGGAGCUUCAUUUUAA
Messenger RNA from Blepharisma stoltei, 4484 nucleotides. NCBI's taxonomy places the organism in Eukaryota, Ciliophora, Heterotrichea, Heterotrichida, Blepharismidae. The record is from the annotation of a GenBank genome assembly.